AUGAAAGUAUUAUUUUAUUGUUGUAUAUUAUUAUUAUUUGCUAAUUUAUUAAUAUUGGUUACUAGUGUAAAAUUAAAAGAUGGCGAAUAUGUUUGUUCUUUUAAUUUAUUUUCAAAACUACAUAUGUUGGGGAAUGUAGCUACUGUGGGUGAUUAUUAUGAUUUUUGUAAUUCAGGUAGAUUGACUUGUAGUAAUGAUACUGCCACAUAUUUGAAUUUAAAUACAAAUUUUACUUCAAUUGUUUAUGAUGACAUAUCAUGUUAUACAAGUUUGAGUAAUUUGGACUUUACAAAUGUAAUUUUAACUCCAAAUAUUAUUGGAACUCCACCUCAAGUUGGUGUUACAUCAUAUAAAAUUAAUUUUUAUAGUUGCUAUGAUUUAGGUUUUUAUGAUGUAAUAUCUCUUCCAACAAGAGAAGUUCAUAUUUUAAAUUUAAUAGAACCAUUAAAAACAAAUAUAACAUUAUCAUCACUAUCUUUAGUAAAUAAUAUUGAAAUGUAUGAAUACUAUAGCCCACUUAAAUCUUUUCUUUUCCCAUAUAUUAUAAAUGAUUUAAAACACAAUAUUCCACUUAAUGUUAUGUUUUUAUAUGUUUCAAACGUACCAAAUUUUACAUAUAUAAACCCAUCAAAUAUACAAAUUACAUUAGGUCAUGGGUUUGAUAGAGAAUCACUUUUAAAUUUUGAAGAUUUAACACACAUCAACAGAUCUUUUUCUCUUAUGUUCAAAGUUUUAGAUGGGUCAAUUCAAUUCCCUUUCAAAAAGGCAAAAAAUUGUCUAUCAAUGUCAAUAACUACAUACUUUGAUACACCAAAUGAUUAUAUUGAUAUGAGCAACAUUGAAACUCAAUUAAUACAAUUUUCAAAUGUGUCAUCUUCAUUUUCGGUCAAUGGAAAUCUACCAUUUAAAAACUUUAAUUUAAAAACAAAAUCAUUUAAGUUCAAUAAUGGUAAAUUGAAUUCAAUACCAUUUUUUCAAUAUUUAACUAUUUUAGAUUUAGCAGAAAAUCAAAUAAAUUCAGCACUUGGUAAAAUGGGUGAUUAUGGUUCAUUUAAUACAUUAUUACUUUCAAAAAAUAAUUUAACAGGCACACUUGAUCAAUCGUAUUGUUCUUUAUCUACAUUUGAUUUCUCAAAUAAUUCACUAUCUGGUCCCAUUCCAUUAUGUUUUGCUUGUUUUUUACCAUAUUCAGAAUUAGCAUCUUCAAAAUUAAAAACUAAAUUAAUUGGAAAUAAUUUUGAUAGUUACACACCUCCAUCUUUCUGUAAUAUUAUACCAAAUUUAAAAUCAAAUGGAAAUAAUCAAUACAUAUUAUAUGGAGAUUAUGUUGGUACAAGUUUAACUACAAUAACUUCAACCUCUAUAUAUUGGACAUUUAAAAACUAUACUUAUUUUACAGGUACUUUAAGUGGAACUGCUCCAUUAGUUUUUAAUAUAACCUAUAGUGAGAUUGGAAAAUCAUUUUUUUUAUUUACAACCCCAACACCGCCAAAUGUAACAUAUGUUGAACAAACAAAUGAUUCACCUAAUCAUUUCCAAUUUAUUGGUACUUAUUUUAACUAUAAUAUAUCCACUAUAGAAAUUAAAAUUGGUGAUAGAAUUUGUAAUGUACAAUCUUCAACAUUUUAUCAAAUUAAUUGCUACGUUGAUAAUGCAUUCGCUUCAAAUGAAAAAGAUUUAAUAACUAGAAUUAAAGUUGGUGAACAAAUUUCACAAAUUACUAUAACCCCAUAUCAAAACAAUACUAUAAUACCAUGUGAUAGUGAUUGUAGUAAUGGUAUUUGCUAUACUAAUAAUGGUACAUGUAUUGGGUGUCCUUCAAAUUGUAAUAAUGGUAAAUGCAAUCCUACACUUGGUAAAUGUGUUUGUAAUUCAGAUUAUAUUGGUUCAGAUUGUUCAAUUCCAUUACAAUAUCUAACAUCAAUUGUACCAAUUAUUUCAAAUUCAGAAGGAACAGUUCAAUUAUUUGGUUUAUUUGGUAAUGUUAAUGAUGGUAUCUCUAUUGAGAUUGGUGGAAGAAAUUGUAAUAUUACUUUUAUUAAUAGUCAAACUAUUAAUUGUACAUUAAAUGGAGGUAGUGGUUUAGUAUCUGUAAAUGUUACACAAAAUGGUUAUACUUGGUUUAAAAAGAAUUAUUUCAAUUAUAUAAUUCCAAUUCAAAAUUGUCCAAACAAUUGUAAUUCUGAUAAAACAUCUGCUAGUGGUGGUGGUGGUACUUGUGAUACAAAUAUUGGACAAUGUAUUUGUAAAAAUGGAUUUGUUGGUAUUGAUUGUUCACCACAAGCUCAAGAAACUAUAAUUCCAAUUUCAAAUUCUUCAGUGAAUUUAACAACAGGAGUUUCAAAAAUUACAAAUGAACAAACCAAUUUUGAAAUUAAAGUUAUAGCAUUAUUAGAAAUUGAUUUAAAUGGUAAUACAGUUUUAAAUCAUCCACUUGUAAAUAAUUGGAAUAUUGAUGAAAAUGAAUCAACAAAACAAGGUCAAUAUGCAUUUUCUCAAUUAUUAGAUACAAAUAAAAAUUGUAAAGUAGUUACAAUUAUUGAAGAAGUUUCAAAGGAUACUCAAUAUUCAUUUGCAGGUGUUAAUUUCUUAGUAUUUGCAAAUUCUUUAAAAUUAACUAUAUCAAUUAAUAACUAUACCUUUAUUAGUUCAUUAAAUUCAUUACAACUUCAAAUUGAAUCAUUGGUUAGUAUUUUACCAACAACAACUACUACAAAUAAAGAAAAUAGUUGUAAAAAUGAUGAAUCAUCAUCAAAUACUACAAGUAUUGAUACAUCUGGAAUUACAACAGAUACAAUAUUGAAUUAUAUUACAAUUGAAAAAAAUAAUAAAAUCUUUACAGGUAGAUUCAUAAAUAAAUUAUUAUCAGAUGGUAGACCAACAUUUUUCUCAUCCCAAGUAGUAAAUAGAAAUAAUGAAUCCUUAAUAAUUGGUUUAGAUCUUUCUCAUUGUUCGAAUUGUGUUAUUGACCCAGAUUUCUCAGUAUUGGUUUCAAGUUCAUUUAAAACAACAACGACAACAGAUUGUGAGAUAAACAACAAAAAUAAUUGGAAAAUCCCUGUUGCUGUAGUAAUUAGUGUUGUUGGAUUUUCAAUGAUUGUUUUAAUAUCAAUGAUAAUUUUUAAGAAACAUAGAACUCUUAUAAAAGUUAAAGUUUUAACAGCAAUUAAAUUAACAAAAAGAUAA
Molecule: messenger RNA, 3186 nt
Organism: Dictyostelium discoideum AX4
Lineage: Eukaryota; Evosea; Eumycetozoa; Dictyosteliales; Dictyosteliaceae
Exons: 8
Coding region: 1-3186 (1061 amino acids)
Biological process (GO): system development
Source: RefSeq, a predicted model, not a curated record